Messenger RNA from Salvelinus namaycush (lake trout), 888 nucleotides. Its product is annotated as procathepsin L-like. Gene Ontology annotation, cellular component: lysosome. Gene Ontology annotation, biological process: immune response. Gene Ontology annotation, molecular function: cysteine-type endopeptidase activity. The record is from RefSeq and is a predicted model, not a curated record. The coding region runs from base 1 to 888 and encodes 295 amino acids. NCBI's taxonomy places the organism in Eukaryota, Metazoa, Chordata, Actinopteri, Salmoniformes, Salmonidae. The transcript has 6 exons.
AUGAGGGCUUCAAGAAGGAUGAUCUGGGAGACAAACCAACGCCUCAUCCGUCAACACAACCUGGAGGCAGGAAUGGACAAGCACACCUUCACUCUGGGAAUGAACCAGUUUGGAGACAUGGUAAGACAACCCACAAUUUACAAUGCCUUGCUGACUGUUAAUGCUGCUGAGGAGGAGAAACGCCUGGAUGGGAUCCCCCUCUCUAAGUGGAACUGCAGUCUCUCAGCAGCUCCCGAGACGUGGGACUGGCGUCCAUAUGGAUAUGUGACUCCAGUAAAGAACCAGGAUGAAGAGCAGCCUCUUUCAUUUGGGCAUUGUGGAUCUUGCUAUGAAUUUGCUGCAGUCGGAUCCCUGGAGGGCCAGUUGUUCAAGCAGACAGGCAAACUGUUGCCUCUGAGUGAGCAGAACCUGGUGGACUGCAGCGGAGACUAUCACAAUAAUGGCUGUGGCGGUGGCUUGGCCAUGAGGUGUUUUAGUUACGUCUCAGAUCAUGGGAUUAUGUCGGAGAGGAAAUAUCCUUACACUGCAGAGGUGGGCCCUUGUGAAUACCAGAAUGCAACAAAGGAAGCCUGGUGCAAAGGCUUCAACAGAGUUCCUUCGCUGGAUGAAAAAGUGUUUCGAGACACUUUGUAUGAGGUUGGCCCUAUCGCUGUGUCUGUGAACGCCACACAUCCCUCCUUCAAGUUCUACAAAGAUGGAGUCCUCUACCAGCCUGACUGUUCAACAAGAACUAACCAUGCUGUACUGGCUGUCGGGUAUGGUAGUUCUUACCUGGACUACUGGAUUGUGAAAAACAGCUGGGGUACUGGUUGGGGAAGAGACAUUCUCAUGGCCAGAGGAUACAACCAGUGUGGUAUUGCCAGACGACCAGUCUACCCUAUUAUGUGA